AAUCUAUUCUACAUUCUUUGACAUUAACGUGGAGCGUGGUCGUUUGAUCGGCUCCAUUUUUAUCUUUAGAUUGUGGUUAGAACCGCUUUCGUUCGAUUUUUCUUAAAAAAACGAAAUGGCGAAAUUUGAUUUAACAUCGCGUAUAGGUCAAUAUCUUGAUCGACAUUUAGUUUUUCCACUUUUAGAAUUCUUAUCUGCGAAACAGAUUUACGAUGAAGACGAAUUAUUACAAGCUAAGCUUGAUAUUCUUAGCAAAACAAAUAUGAUAGAUUAUACAAUUGAUAUUCGAAAACAACUUUAUCCUAACUUGGAAGUACCUGAGGAAUUAAAAGCUCGUCGUGCAGAUGUACUACAAGAACUUAGUAUUUUACAAAAUAAUGUGUCUGUUGUUGUGGCACUUAUGAAUAAUGAGGAAGUUAUGAAGAAAAUGGAAAAUAUGAGAGAUUCUAAAGCAUUAAAUAAUUAUCUUACUCAAGAAUCUGAUUUCAGAGUGGAAAUGAUGGAUAGUUUUGUGAAAUUAGCAAAAUAUCGUUAUGAAUGUGGUAAUUACUCUGUUUCUACAUCAUAUUUGUAUUUCUAUAUGCUUAUAAUGCCACCAACUGAUAAGAAUUAUUUAAAUGUACUUUGGGGUAAAUUGGCAUCAGAAAUUUUAGUGCAAAAUUGGGAAACUGCAUUAGAAGAUGUAAACAAAUUGAGAGAAUAUAUUGAUAGCAAUGUGAUAGGAAAUUCUCUUCAAGUAUUACAACAAAGAACAUGGCUUAUUCAUUGGAGUUUAUUUGUAUUUUUUAAUCAUGUGAAAGGCAGAGAUUUAAUUGUAGAAAUGUUUCUUUAUAGACCACAUUACUUAAAUGCAAUUCAAACAAUGUGUCCUCAUAUAUUGAGAUAUUUAGCAGCAGCUGUCAUUGUUAAUCGUUCUAGACGAUCUAUAUUAAAAGAUCUUGUAAAAGUAAUACAACAGGAAUCUUAUACAUAUCGUGAUCCCAUUACGGAAUUUUUAGAACAUUUAUAUGUUAAUUUUGAUUUUGAUGGAGCAAGACAAAAAUUACAAGAAUGUCAAACAGUUGUGUUUAAUGACUUUUUCUUGAUUGCAUUGUUGAGUGAAUUUGUAGAAAAUGCUCGUUUAAUGAUCUUUGAAACAUUCUGUAGAAUACAUCAAUGUAUAAGUAUCGGAAUGCUUGCAGAAAAACUUAAUAUGAAAGCAGAUGUAGCAGAAUGCUGGAUUGUCAAUCUAAUCCGUAAUGCACGAUUAGAUGCCAAAAUAGAUAGCAAAUUAGGACAUGUUGUAAUGGGUGGACAGCCUGCAUCACCUUAUCAACAGCUAGUUGAAAAAAUUGAAACCUUAAGUGUUCGUAGUGAAGCAUUAGAAAAUUUAAUUGAACGGAAAUUAAAAGCUAAAAAUCAAGAUCCUGUAAGUAUAGUGUGGAACUAACUAAGUAUCAAAGCUCGUGGAACUUGGAUUUAUGACAUCAUGAUAUAAUAUGCAAGGAUACUAACUAAGGCAUUUAACUCAAACUGUAAACAGAACAUCUGACAGUGAAUAAUUCAAUUCUAUAUAUGUAAGUUGAAGUCAGAGUUAUAUUGUAAAAUGAAUAUAUUUUUAUUCAAACUCUUUUUUAAAUUGAAUGAAUAAAAAUAUAUUUGUGGAAAAAUUGUAUAAAUAUACAUAUAUGUAUAUUAUUACAUGAAAUUAUACUUUUUGUAAUAUGUAUCUAUACAUUUCAUUAUAAGAAAUGUGUAAAAAGAAA
Molecule: messenger RNA, 1745 nt
Organism: Apis florea (little honeybee)
Lineage: Eukaryota; Metazoa; Arthropoda; Insecta; Hymenoptera; Apidae
Gene: eIF3e
Product: eukaryotic translation initiation factor 3 subunit E
Cellular component (GO): cytoplasm; eukaryotic translation initiation factor 3 complex
Molecular function (GO): translation initiation factor activity
Source: RefSeq, a predicted model, not a curated record